This is a messenger RNA of Trichomonas vaginalis G3, 1251 nucleotides long. RefSeq names its product heat shock protein binding. Gene Ontology annotation, biological process: response to heat; protein refolding. NCBI's taxonomy places the organism in Eukaryota, Parabasalia, Trichomonadida, Trichomonadidae. The record is from RefSeq and is a predicted model, not a curated record. Bases 1 to 1251 code for a protein of 416 amino acids. The transcript has a single exon. Gene Ontology annotation, cellular component: cytoplasm; cytosol. Gene Ontology annotation, molecular function: Hsp70 protein binding; ATP binding.
AUGGUUGUUGAUACACAUCUAUACGAUCUCCUUGGUGUCAAGCCCGAUGCCAAUGAGCGCGAGCUCAAGAAGGCUUUCAUGAUCAAAGCCCGUGAACUUCACCCAGAUAAGAACCGCGAUGAUCCACAAGCCACAGAAAAAUUCCAAGCCGUUAACGAAGCUUAUGAAAUCCUUAAGGACCCACAAAAGAGAGAAACAUAUGAUAGAUAUGGUCCAGACGGCCUCAAGGAAGGUAUGGGCGGAAAUGCUGAAGAUAUUUUCUCCCACCUCUUUGGUGACUUUGGUGGUUUCGGCUUUGGUGGUGGUCGUCGCCAGCAACGUCGCCAGCGUACACAAGAUGUUUUAUACGACAUCAAGUGCACACUUGAAGAUCUUUACAAUGGAAAGGAAACAACACUCAAGAUCAAUCGCCAGGUCAUCUGCCCUAAGUGCCAUGGCACAGGCUGCCUUGAAGGAAAGUCCUCAACAACUUGCAAGGACUGCCAAGGCAGAGGCCAGAGAGUUCAAGUUGUCCGUAUGGGCCCAGUGAUCACACAGCAGGUCACAACAUGCACAACAUGCAAUGGUAAAGGUCAAAUGAUUGCUGCUGCAGAUCGCUGCAAGGCUUGCCACGGAUCUAAGGUUUCUCAAGAAGAGAAGAAGGUUGUUGUCCAUGUCGAACGUGGUAUGGAAGAUGGCGACCGCAUUGUUCUCCAAGGUAACGCUGAUGAAGCUCCAGAUUGCGAUACUGGUGACCUCAUCGUUACAGUUAAGGAGAAGAAGCAUGAUACAUUCAUCCGUAAGCACGAUGACCUUCUCAUCAAGAAGAAGAUCACACUCACAGAAGCUCUCCUUGGCACAAAGUUCAUCAUUACACAUCUCGAUGGCCACAAACUCGUUGUUUCAACAAAUACCAACGAAGUCAUCACACCAGGCCAAAUCAAGGUUAUCGAACGCGAAGGUAUGCCAUGCCGUGGAAACGCUUACGAACGUGGUCGUCUCUUCAUCGCUUUCGAAGUUGAGUUCCCGAAGGCAGCAACAUUAACAUCUCCACUUCGUGAGGCUUUGAUGAAGUACCUCCCAGCUCCAGAUGAGACAAAGGGCUUCAAACCAGAUGAAAACACAUUCACAGUUAACUUAAAGGAUGCUUCAAUGAAAGAUUUCGAGAACGCUAAGAGAUCAAGCAGUGGACGCUCUAGAGAAGCUUACGACUCUCGCGAAGAUGAUGAUGAUAGAUAUGGCCGUCAACAAGCAUCUUGCCAACCAAUGUAA